Messenger RNA from Phycodurus eques (leafy seadragon), 2287 nucleotides. It is a transcript of the gene thap4, whose product is annotated as THAP domain containing 4. The record is from RefSeq and is a predicted model, not a curated record. Bases 741 to 1220 code for a protein of 159 amino acids. The transcript is spliced from 6 exons. NCBI's taxonomy places the organism in Eukaryota, Metazoa, Chordata, Actinopteri, Syngnathiformes, Syngnathidae.
GUUAAAAUUGUUGUUACUCGGUCUCUGGGUUUAUUUAAAUCUUUCCUACCUCAAAUAAUGACUUGUCCUGUCCAUCACUCAGAAUUGAUUUCACGUGAUGGGGAGCCGCCACCUGCUGGAUUAUGAGGCGCAUUGCAUUCAUUCGCUGCAGCGCUCUGCUUAUUUUUAUUUAUUUAUUUUUCAUUUAAAUUUUAGCUGCUGGAGAAAAAUAACCUGUUGAUUAAACUAUAAAAUAGCCAUAAUUACAUUAGUUUUCGUGCUCUAUUAAGUAUAUUUAAAAACAUCAAAAUGACAGUAGCCACAGUUUCCUUAUUUCUUUAGCCAAUAUUUGAUGCCACUCAUAGGCAAGAAAUAAUUGGAAACCUCAAGGUUUGCAAUUGCAAAGGAGUAUUAAGGUCCCCAUUGUGAAAACGAAAAUACACUAAGAGAUUUAAGUCAUACUUGUGACUUUAUUCCUGUAAUGCUGGCAACCAGUUCCGGGUGUACCCCGCCUCCUGCCCGACGACAGCUGGGAUGGGCUCCGGCACGCCCGCGACCCUAGUGAGGAGAAGCGGCUCAGAAAAUGGAUGGAUGGAUGCUCUUACUUUGUUCCCGAAAAUAAAUGACUGUGCAGUUUGUAUGUGAAUACACAUUCAUUGCACAGCAGUAUGUGCAAAAUGAAAAAAACAAAAAAAGAAUCAUCCUGACACCUGACAAAUAAACUUGAAUUAAUCAAUAAAAUCAAUUACUUGGCAACAGAGAUGAACCCCGCCAUCCUGCCUCUAGACUGGCUUUUGGGUACCUGGCAGUCUGACGAACCAGGGGAGGGCUGCUUUCCUACCAUCAAACCUUUCCGUUACUUGGAGACGCUUCAGUUCAGCCAUGUCGGGCAGCCUGUCGUUAACUUCACGUUCAACGCUUUCCACGCAGACUCCAAGAAGCCGCUGCACCGGGAGUGCGGCUUCAUCCGGAUGCAGCCGGAAACCAACAAAGUGGCUUUUGUUGUGGCGCAGAACUCGGGUCUGGUGGAGAUUGAGGAGGGCGAGCUUCUAGGCCAGCAGCUGAACCUGCAUAGCCAUGCCAUCGCCAGAAUCUCCUUCGCCAAGAAGCCUCACGUAAAGGAGAUUUCACGGGUGUUUCAGCUCCGUGCAGACGGGAGACUGGAGCAGAGGGUUUCCAUGGCAACAGACAGCCAGCCACUGAUGGAGCACUUGCGCAUCGCCUACGUCCGCUCGUCUUGAAGCAAAAACAAAAAAAGUCAAAUGAUUCACAGGAAGUCCAUAUGGUUUGUGGUGUUAUUUUUAACUCGAAGGGGUUAUGUUACAUCAUCUUUGAAGGAAAAUCAUAAAAAUCUGAAAUCUUUGAAAUCUGUUGAUUUGCUAUCUGCAGAGUUUUUUUGCACUUGUUUACAGUCAAACUUAUGUAGCACUGAUGAAUGUACACUAUAUGAUAAAUUCCACAUGGAUAUUAUUUAGGGACACAGUGGGUUUAUUCUGAUGUGUCUUAUGUGUUAGGUGUCUGUAUGUUCUCAGCUGUACCAAAAAAUAAAAAAAAAAUGUAACCACUGUAAUAACUAACAGAUACCUGUGGGUGGCAGCUUUUGAGUAGAAGAUAAAGAUUAGGGUGUGAAUUUCAGUUUGUCCCAUUGAUGAGGGAGGGAAUGCCAACAUGCCAACAAAUUUAAAAGAUUUUGCACAUUUGUCAUUAAGUGAACAUGGUAUAGUCCACAAGCUGUACACAUAUAAUGCAACACACAUUUUUAAAAUUGUUUACAUUUCAUUUUGUUUUGUUAUCAGUUUAUUUGUGUAAAGACAAAAUAUGUGGUGAAUUCCAAAACAAUGAGCUUUUUGAGAAAACAUCCAAGGGUCCUGUUGAUGCAUUCAUUCAAAAUUAAGAAUCAUGAAACAAAUAUUAUUAAACUAUUACAUUUUCAACAGGGUAAGUUGUAAUUGCUACCAAGUACAUUUCCAAGGUCCUCUUCCCGAAUAAGGACAAUAAAAGAAAAGAAAAUGGAUGAAACAUGAAGGUAUAAUGCAGGGGUGUCCGCAUUUCAUUCUUAUAUUUUUAACAACAAAUCAAAUUUGAAAUCAAAAGUCAUAGAAGAUAUUGACACCCAAAUUCAAACAGUUGGGUUCAGUUUAUGUUAAGGGAUUUGGUGAAAACAAAUGUUUGUAAUAUAUGUAAAAAGUGAAUAAAAAAAUACUAAUGGUACAGAUAUUCUGCCAAAAUGAAAAGAACAAAUCCAUUCAGUAAGAAAGAUGACAUAGACGCACUUGAUUUGCUUUGAUGGGCCACAAAAAAAAUUAUG